CCCCGCGGCGCGCAGAGCGGCAGCACCGAGGCACCGAGCGGCCGCACCGGCACCGCCACCGCCACCGGCACCGCCCCGAGCCGGCCGCCAUGGCCGAGUACCGCAGCCUCCUGGAGGAGCUGGCGCAGAACAUCACGGCCGAGGACCUGGAGCAGCUCAAGUCGGCCUGCAAGGAGGACAUCCCCAGCGGCGAGGGCGAGGCCAUCGCCACCAGCCACCACUGGUUCGCCUUCCUCGAGAAGCACAGCAAGCUGGACAAGGCCAACCUGUCCUACAUCGAGCACAUCUUCGAGAUCUCGCGCCGCCCCGACCUGCUCACCAUGGUGGUGCAGUACCGCACCCAGGUGCUCAAGAUCUCGGAGGAGGACGAGGUGGACACCAAGCUCACCCGCAUCCCCAGCGCCAAGAAGUACAAGGACAUCAUCCGGCAGCCCUCGGAGGAGGAGAUCAUCAAACUGGCCCCCCCGCCCAAGAAAGCCUGAGGGGGGGCGAGGAAGAGGAGGAGGAGGAGGAGGAGGAGGAGGAGGAGGAGGAGGAGGUGGGGGGAGGCUGCGGCCCCCGUGUCCCCCCCCUGCCGCCUCUCCGGCCCUGGG
This is a messenger RNA of Cygnus atratus (black swan), 593 nucleotides long. RefSeq names its product proliferation and apoptosis adaptor protein 15 (gene PEA15). Bases 90 to 482 code for a protein of 130 amino acids. Gene Ontology annotation, biological process: regulation of apoptotic process; MAPK cascade. NCBI's taxonomy places the organism in Eukaryota, Metazoa, Chordata, Aves, Anseriformes, Anatidae. Gene Ontology annotation, molecular function: protein binding. The record is from RefSeq and is a predicted model, not a curated record. The transcript has 4 exons.